Molecule: messenger RNA, 1800 nt
Organism: Rotaria sp. Silwood2
Lineage: Eukaryota; Metazoa; Rotifera; Eurotatoria; Philodinida; Philodinidae
Source: the annotation of a GenBank genome assembly
AUGUUGGUCACCUCUUCGCAAUCGUCAACUCAACGCCCAUUGGGUUUAUCAGUAGAAGAACUAUUUGCAUUAGAUCGUCAAUAUCGUCGUAUUGAACAACAACAACAACAUUUAGCACAAUUACAAAAUCAAGCACGUGUAACAUCAUCCAAUCUUAAUCGUUUAACUAGUCGUUCACUUGAUCUUGUUUCAUCAACAAAUCCUCAUCUUACUGUUCUACCAUCGCUUGAAGUACAUGGUCAUGGAUAUAAUCAUCGACUACAACCACCAUCUUCAGCUGUUUUAAAUUAUACACGAUCGCCUUCAAUUGAUCAACUCAAAUAUACACCACCAGUAUUUUUAACGCCUUCACCUCAAAUUUGCAAGCCUACAUAUAAUCAACGAUCAGCAAUAAAUGAUACUAUACAACAGAAUUAUUAUUCAAAAUUUCGAACCAAUUUACAGCACCCACUUAUGGCUACCGGUAUUCCGCCAUCUUUGGAAAAUAAUGCCAUGUAUGGUAUUCCUCCAUCAUCAACUGAUUAUAAUGAUGCACGAAAUUCUUGUAAAUUACGUCGACAACAACCUAUUAAACGUGAAUCAUCACGUCGAAUUGUUGUUCGACCUGUUGUACAAAGACGACGAGAACCAUCAAUUAGUUCAUCAUGUGAAUCAUUAGAUGAAUUACGUUCACCUACUACACGUCAAAUUCCAACGGAACAGUCAAAUAUUCCAAAUCAACCUGUACCAUUUACACAAUCCACUUUAUUAAUUACUGAUGUUAUUGAUGAUUCGAGGAAAAAAGCAAAUAAUUUAAUACGUUCAUCAUCAAAUAAUGAUUCAUUAUCUGAUGAUAGUGAUAUAAAUUUAUAUGAAAUGCGUGUACCUAUUGGUAAAACAUAUGAUACAUCAGAUAUAAGUGUACAAUUAGAAGGACCAAAAAUUUUAAUACAUUGUCAUACAAUAGAACCAACAGAUAAACGUGGAAAUUAUCGUAAACAUGAAUUUAAAACUGAAUUAUUAGUACCUGAUGUUGUUAAUGAUGAAACAAUUGUUGCUUAUUUAACUGAAGAUGGACAAUUAAUUGUUGAAGGAAAAUAUCAACCAUGGGCAUGGGAAGAAAUUAAACGAAAGAGAAAAAUUGAACAACAAGAAAUAAAAUCUUCUUCAUCUUCAGUGCUUCAAUCAACUUCACCUCGACUACCACCACCACCGCCACCGCUCGUUUCUGCACCAUCAACAAAUUCUACUAUAGCAUCGACAAGAAAUGAUGGAGACCUGCAACAAGAGAAGAUUUCACCGUCACUCAUAUCUAACAAUCACCGAAUAAUGUUUAAUAAUAAUAAUAAUAAUAAUCCUGUAAACAGAAUUGAAACAUUAAAUAAUAAUCGAACUGUGGUUCAUAUUGGUGAACCAACAAUAUCAUCACAACAAUAUACAGAUACAAAAAGUGUAAGUGAUAUAAUCAAUCGUUUUAACACAUUAAAUACAACGCCUACACCAACUAUAUGGGAUGGACAUUAUACAUUUACAAAUGAUAUUCCACCUCUCCUUUUAUAUCAUCUUCGUUUACCAUUUGAAACAUUAAUGGAUUCAAUUCGUAUACAAUCUGAUCCAGAAUUGAGUCUAUUAAAAAUUUUUAUUGAACAACAAGAGAGAAAUUUAUUACCACAAUAUGAACAACAACAAAAUAAAAUUAUAAUACGUUCAACAACACGUUUUUGUCGUCUACCAAGAGAUUAUACAUAUGAUUAUACUCAUUUACGUGUCAUAUUUCUAAAAGAUAAUUUUAUUCGUAUUGAAUUACCUACAUUAAAUUAA